Molecule: messenger RNA, 2797 nt
Organism: Chrysemys picta bellii (western painted turtle)
Lineage: Eukaryota; Metazoa; Chordata; Testudines; Emydidae
Source: RefSeq, a predicted model, not a curated record
UUGCUUGUUACAGACAGAGGUCCCUCCAUGAGAGGGAAGGAGAAGGGCUUUGCUUCAAGUCGUGCAGCGAUAUAUCCUUCAUUAAAUACACUUCACUGCAUCAUUCACCAGACGCAGUCCUGUAUGGUAAGUUGUCUGGGGACUUGAAAAAAAAAAAAAGGAUGUUGUGAAGAGAUUAGUGAACUACAUAUGCUCAACUUCUAGCUUGCAACAUCGUCUUUUUAAAGCUCUUUUAUAAGACAUUUCAGCCAAAUAUAGGGACCUGUUGCAGCACAAUGAUAUUUGCUGGUUAAGUAGGGGGUACGUGUUAGAGAUAUUUUGUGCACUUUAAAAAGAAAUAAUAAAAUUUAUUUCAAACCACAAGACCAAUAAGGCUUGUGAGUUCCUAGAUGUCCCUUCUAUGUCACAGGUAUCUUUUGAUGUCCCUUCUAUGUCACAGGUAUCUUUUCAGUGCGAUACUACUGAUCACUUGAAUUCCCUCAAUUUGCAGCUCCAAGGCCGUGCAAGCUGUAUUGGGGAUCUGUCUGAAAAAGUGUAUGUCUAUCAGAGGAAUCUUGCAAUCUUUCAGACAGACUUAACAGAAAAGAUGUUGCACUUUCCCACAUUGAGUGAUGUUGUUACAGAUGAAACCUCGAUGAAAGCAAUGCAAAAGUUCCUAAACGAUCUGAAUGAAAAUUUUAAAAUGCGAUUUGAAAAUUUUAAAAUCCGAAGGGAUUUGCUAUUAUUUGUUCGUAAUCCGUUUUUGGUCUCUGCGGAUGGACCUUGCUCUUCUGAAGCAAAGAACAUUCUUGUUCUCCAAGUGCUUGCCCAUGUCCAUUCCAAUGUAGGUGUGUGCUUGCCCCGAGCUCUGCCACCAGAAAGUUUUCCCCUCAGUGGUAUCUGUCACACUGACUCUGGUGCACCCUGGAGUCGCAUGGUCAUAGUGCUGAUAGAAAGGGUCCUGACGACCCGCCACCCCCUCAGCUCCUUCUUACUUCCAAUGAGGGUUGCUGGAACUACAGUUUGUCCUUGUGUUUCACAUAUACUCCUUCAGUGGACUUGGAUUCUUUUAUUUUGUAUAGUCAUCUCUAUUUGUAGUCGUUACAUUUCAGUUGUUAAGACAGUUAGGAUAGCAAACCCCGCUCAGCGGGGUAAGUCCCUCUGGGCACCAGGGAUGCCUCAGUCUCCAGAGUUUGUCUUGUGCUUCAUGCCACAAGUCUCAGUGACCCCCAUUCUAGCUGACUAAGUGCCUGGGGAAUCUCACAUGUGGAAGCGCUGCAAGAUCUCCUCAUGGAGGCAGCACUUCAUUAUCCCUUGGUGCCAAGUCACUCCAUCUUCUCUUAGGAGAGUCAACGCUGCUUCACAUCUCCAGCACCGGAAAAGAAUGCUCCUUCUGCUUCUCAGGACUCCUGGCACCGUCCAUCAUCCCUGGUGCAGAAGAUGACGACUAUGGUAAGGGACUCUCAGCACUGUUCUCCACUGGUGCCGAGAAAGAAGCAGAAGAAGAUGGACAGAAAGUGAUCCCCAACUCAGAGGUCUGCGGGGCAAAGAGAUGGUAGCAGAGUGCAACCCAUGUUGCACCACUCUGAGGCUCCUGCAACUCAUCUGGUGCCAUUGACUCCAACCCCGGAACAGGCACCAUUUAGUCUGGCACCAAUGGACUGUCCACUACAAGAGAGUCGUCAAAAGGGAAACCGGUCAUGAUGGCAUAGCCCCGGUCCCCUCCCUCCUGGCACUGUUUGCUAGCACCGCUCCUCCCUGAUCUUCUAAAAGGGAAUCCUCAGAGGCAGAGUUGUAUGUCUCCUGCAAGAGCCAGCAUCAACACUCUAGCUGACAUCCCCCGAUGACAGACCCAAGCCAGGGCAUCCCACCUGCAAGGCUUGGCCACCUGCACUGUGGCAGGUGCCAGCACAGUGACUGUUCUGGAACCCUUGGGCUUUUCCUCCAAUCCCGGGGACACAUUCCAGAAGGUCUUAUUCCGUAUCGGAAUCUAGAGCACCCCCACUUCUCCUCUCGGAGCAGGACCCUAGUUCCGGUAUCGAGCUUGGUACUGAAUAUCAAGACCCAGAACCGUGAGACCCAACCAAUGCAGUCAUACUGCUCUCUUACAUACAGUGCAACUCCACCAUCUUUUCUCCCCCACCCGUCCUUCCUGAACAAUUUAUACACAUCCAUGAUAGUGCUCCAAUCAUGUGAGUUACCCUACCAAGUCUCUGUUAUUUCAAUCAUAUCAUAAUUCUCCUUCUUCCCUUUUUAAAAGAUGGGCACUAUAUUUGCCUUUUUCCAAUCAUCCGGGAUCUCCCCCGAUCGUCGUCUACCUCAUCCUCCUGGUCCAGUGGUCUAUAGCAGAUGUCCAACACGACAACACCCUGGCAGCUCUCGCCUCUAAACUUAACCCAAAGACUCUCAACAGGCAUUUCUCCAGCUUCAUACCGGAGCUCUGAGCAGUCAUACCGCUCUCUUACUUACAGUGAAACUCACCCACCUUUUCUCCCCCACCUGUCCUUCCUGAACAGUUUAUACCCAUCCAUGACAAGUUACCCCAUGUGAGUUACCCCACCAAGUCUGUUAUUCCAGUCACAUCAUAGGUCCUUGACUGUGCCAGGACUUUCAGUUCUUCCUGCUUGUUUCCCAGACUUCUUGCGUUCGUGUACAGGCACCUAAGAUAACUAGCUGAUUGCCCUACUUUCUCAGUGUGAAUCAGGAGUCCUCCCCUGUUGCACUCUCCUCCUUGUGUUUCCUCCCGGUAUUCCACUUACCUCAGAGCUUAGGUCUCCAUCCCCCGACAAACCUAGUUUAAAGCCCUCCUCGCUAGGUU